This is a messenger RNA of Trifolium pratense (red clover), 667 nucleotides long. Its product is annotated as UPF0434 protein Daci_3569. NCBI's taxonomy places the organism in Eukaryota, Viridiplantae, Streptophyta, Magnoliopsida, Fabales, Fabaceae. The transcript has 2 exons. Bases 59 to 328 code for a protein of 89 amino acids. The record is from RefSeq and is a predicted model, not a curated record.
ACUAGCUUAUACAAAAAAAAAAAAAAAAAAAAAUAGAAAGAGAAAUUGUUGAAGUGAAAUGGUUAGAGUAAGCAAAGAGAUUAUGCAAAAAGCAGCUACACUACUCUCCGAUUUCCUCGUUUGUCCUCUCUCCAAACAACCCCUUAGGUAUUGCGAGGAAUCAAGUUCCCUAAUCAGUGAUACUAUUGCCGUUUCAUUUCCCAUAAAGAAUGGGAUACCUUGCUUGGUUCCAAGAGACGGGAAGAUACUUGAUGAAGAAGAUGCAUCAAAACCAGAUAACAAUUUAUAUGAUGCAGUAAAUGAAGAGAAUAAAGGAAGAAACUCCUAAGAUGAUGAACUGUGAGAGACAUUUAAGGUUUGAAAUUUAGUUUUGCAGGAAUGUUGUUGCCCUCUUUACACUUUUCCUACUUUACAUGAUGAUCAAACUCUCUCUGAACCUGCUGUUGGUAGAAUUGUGUGACGAAGAAGUUAUCGUUUAACACUUUGGGGAUGACUGAAAUAUGAUUCUUUCUUCUAUGAAAAAAUUAUGACAAAUAAAUCUUAGUUUCCCCGCUUCCCUUUCACUGUUUUAAUAUUUUAUCCAAGCUGAGCAGGUUUAUUUGUAUCUCUUGGAUUUCUCACUUUAACUUAAUGAUUCAGUUAUUCAAUGUUUAUAAUACUUCAUACA